AUGGUAUUUUCUGGCAAUGCGACAUAUCCUACUACGCGUCUUGUGUGGGCCACUCCAGUUCCGAAAGGACGAUGGAAUAUGUUCCCACGCACACGGCACGCUUCUACGGUGACUCCUUCAGCAGUAAAUAGUCGACCAUCGGUGUGCUUGUCAUCUUACCUCCUUCAAGGACGGAAUGUGAUGUUGGAAAUAAACCAUGUUGCUAAAAGUGAAGGCCUGCUCGGAAAUGUAGGAGCGAAACUGAUUGCACAUACGCUGAUAGCUCAUGGAGGCCAUAUUUACAUCCACGCAAACGAUCUUGGACCCCACAGUUUCCCAGCGAAUGUGCCAUGUGCUCAACCACGUCGCCAACUUCUUCGGGUUACUCGAUACUGGCCUCUCCGCUCCGAUCAGUCUUUCAUUUACAAUGUCCCAAAGCGAUUUGAUGCAUUUUUCACCAUCAUGAGGCAGCAGCAGUUGUCCGCGGUCGAUGUGGAUAAGUGCAAACAGGUGAUUCAUCAAUUGCUAGCGAUGAAAGAUUCCAAGGAAAGGCUCAUCGAUGGGUAUGUUCUCAUCACGGCUGCUGAAGGAUACCAACUCGAAGUGUGUUUUGCGGAAAUCGCUCGUCAUUUGGCCAAUUAUGCAAAUCAUUCUGAGAAACACACUGAAUCGACUGGAUUAGAGCGCAGUGUGAAGAUACCUCCACCUGACGUAUUAGUUUUGGAUAGAAUUCGGUGCAAAUGGCAAGAUUCUUCUCCCACAAAUUCUGCUAUGCCGCCAGCUUCUGUCACAUCAUCGAUUACUCCAGAUAUGAGGAACUUGAGUCGUAGCGAUUCUCCUUUACCCAAAAAGCCAAGAAAAGCUUGCUAUUUGUGGAAGCCAAAUGAAACAUUGAACUUGUACGAGUACCUCAUGGAAAAGGAGGAACGUCAACAUCGAUCGCAAUGGGUGGACUUUGUUGGUCGAGUGAAAGCAGGAAAUCGUCCAGCGAUUCUCUAUCCUAAUCUGGAAUCUACAGGGGCUGCAAAGCAGGAUUAA
Cooperia oncophora is the source of this 1017-nucleotide messenger RNA. Lineage: Eukaryota; Metazoa; Nematoda; Chromadorea; Rhabditida; Trichostrongylidae. The record is from the annotation of a GenBank genome assembly.